Molecule: messenger RNA, 3046 nt
Organism: Psammomys obesus (fat sand rat)
Lineage: Eukaryota; Metazoa; Chordata; Mammalia; Rodentia; Muridae
Gene: Skp2
Product: S-phase kinase associated protein 2
Exons: 10
Coding region: 164-1438 (424 amino acids)
Molecular function (GO): protein binding
Source: RefSeq, a predicted model, not a curated record
CUCCGCGCGCGCGGUAGUGAUGGAACGUUGCUAGUUCGCGGGUCCAGCUGCUGGGGCCCCGGGGAUCACUGUUCGCCGCGCGCUGGAGCGGGGGUCUGGGAGGCAAGCAGGCAGCUCAUCGAUUAAUUGCAAGCAUUCAGAACUCCUGAAUUAGUAAAUUACCAUGCACAGGAAGCACCUUCAGGAGAUUCCGGACCAGAGUAGCAACGUCACCACCAGCUUCACGUGGGGAUGGGAUUCCAGCAAGACUUCUGAGCUGCUAUCAGGCAUGGGUGUCUCUGCCUUGGAGAAGGAGGAGGUGGACAGUGAGAACAUCCCCCAUGAACUGCUCUCAAACCUCGGCCACCCCCAGAGCCCUCCAAGGAAACGGCUAAAAAGCAAAGGGAGUGACAAAGACUUUGUGAUCAUCCGUAGGCCUAAGCUCAAUCGAGAGAACUUUCCAGGUGUUUCCUGGGACUCCCUUCCAGAUGAGCUGCUCCUUGGUAUCUUUUCCUGCCUGUGCCUCCCUGAGCUGCUGAGAGUCUCUGGGGUUUGCAAGAGGUGGUACCGCCUCUCGCUCGAUGAGUCUCUCUGGCAGUCCCUCGACCUGGCAGGUAAAAAUCUGCACCCCGAUGUGACUGUUCGCUUGCUUUCUCGAGGGGUGAUUGCCUUCCGCUGCCCACGAUCAUUCAUGGAGCAACCAUUGGGUGAAAGUUUCAGCUCUCUUCGUGUACAGCACAUGGACCUGUCCAACUCUGUUAUAAACGUGUCAAACCUCCACGGGAUUCUGUCUGAGUGCUCCAAGCUGCAGAAUCUAAGCCUGGAAGGCCUGCAGCUUUCGGAUCCUAUUGUCAACACUCUCGCACAGAAUGAAAACUUGCUGCGACUAAACCUCUGUGGGUGCUCUGGAUUUUCCGAGUCUGCCGUGGCAACUCUGCUUAGCAGCUGCUCCAGACUGGAUGAGCUGAAUCUCUCCUGGUGCUUCGACUUCACGGAAAAGCAUGUGCAAGCAGCUGUGGCACAUUUACCGGGAACCAUCACCCAGCUGAACCUCAGUGGCUACCGAAAGAACCUCCAGAAAACAGAUCUUUGUACCUUAAUUAAACGGUGCCCCAACCUUGUCCGCCUCGACUUAAGUGACAGUAUCAUGCUAAAGAAUGACUGCUUUCCAGAAUUUUUCCAACUCAGCUACCUCCAACACCUCUCCCUUAGCCGGUGCUACGACAUAAUACCUGAAACUCUACUUGAACUUGGAGAAAUCCCCACACUGAAAACACUACAAGUUUUUGGAAUCGUGCCAGAUGGUACCCUUCAGCUGCUGAGAGAAGCCCUCCCUCACCUGCAGAUUAACUGCGCCUACUUCACCACCAUCGCAAGGCCAACUAUGGACAACAAAAAGAACGCGGAGAUUUGGGGCAUCCAGUGCCGACUGACACUGCAAAAGCCCAGCUGUGUGUGACGAGCCUCCUGCAGGGUGCCGUCUCCUGUUCCUUGAGGACGAGGGACCAGGCAGCACAUCCAGCAGCCGGAGACUGGUUGCUCCUCAUACUGCUUUUACCUUAGCCUCAUUCCACAUGUAUGUUAGGGAACCGUUUGCAAGGGGCAACUAAGAAGUGUUACUUUUUCAAAAACAGGGAUGAUUCUGUCAGUGCUGUGCCCUAAGAGCCUAAUUACUAGUUAGGUCUUUGGAAAUUUUAGGUAAGCCUAUUAUUUCAAAAUAGCUUUUUAAAGCAAAAUUUGAGCCAACUUCCAAGUGCCCUUCUGAUUAAGUCCAUUUAGAAUGAAGUUCUAAAAUUUACCCCAGGCUAACAAUUUUCAUGGUGUUUGUCAUAACUUUUUAUCCUAUUUAAUUAUUCAGUAUUUUGUAAAACUUGAUUUUGAUGAGCAAUAAGCUAGCGAGUGUAUGGUGGGCUGGGUGGAAAGCAGCAGGGGCUUGUAGUGUCUGAGGCAGUCUCUUCUGGGAAUUCACGCGUUUCAACUUUGUGUGCAGGUUAGUACAAUAGAAAUAUGGUCCUGCAUAAUGUACCCUAAACUCUAAGUGAAAAACAAACACAGAGAGACGCAGGCGGAAAGACAGAAUCGGCGUAGUUUGAAGCAUCAAAAGGCUGCUUUCCAAAGCCAGGUUAAUAUGAAGUAUGCUUUAAUGUUUUUAGGUACUGUGCUAUGUUCCCAGAAUCCUAAAAUAGGUGAGGAGAUCUAAUUGUGCUUUUUUAACUUUAUAAUCAACUUAUGUUACGUGGAUUGUUUAGCUCUUUAAGUUUGCUUGCUUUGUUUUAGAAAUGUAAUAUUCUAAUCAGCAUUCUUGAGAAGUCGGGGAGAAGAAUUCUGUGCUGAUCUUGUUUGCCGUUACUUCCUUUAGCGCUGCAGUUAUUUUUAUAUUAUUCUGAAAUCAUGGACUUGAACUUCUUUUAAGUGUUCUUACACAUAAUUGCUUGAAACUACCCAUUAGGUUACUGGACCUAAAGUUCCUUAGGUAGCCCUGAUUUCUCGCCAUCAGAAACACAGGAGAAGUAGGCGCAGGCGCAGCUGCUGACCGUGUGGCGUGACUUCACCUAAGUUUUUAAGACUCGCUGGGCGGAAAACCUCUUGCUAACACACGUUUUUACCGCUUCAUACAGAAGCAAAAAGAUCAAAUUGUGUUUCUUAGAAAAUGAAAAGAAAAAAAAUCAAGGCAGUUACCUCUUCGGUGUGUGACAGAGCCACAAUGCAUUUCUGUCAACUUUGUCAUCAAAACUUCUACUGUUACAAUAACAUGAAGUGCCUUCAACUGCUCAGACCUACAGGACACUUUCGUGUGUCACACAGGAGUGAAUAGGCUUCAGUUCCCUAGUAGUUAAAAGAGUGCUAACUACUACUUGAAACUAUUGUUUACACAUUAGUGCCAGCCCUAUGGUGGGCUCUGGCUGGGCGCUGGCCUCCAGGCACCCUCAGACACAGUAUCUGUUCUUCCUCACUCAAGUCCAGCUGUGAGCUAUUUUGCCAACAUGUCGCAGUAAUCUGUAUUUUUGUAUGUGAUUUCUACUUUUAUAGACUCAUUUUAAAAUAAAGUACAUUUUUAUAAAAACGA